Molecule: messenger RNA, 414 nt
Organism: Trichoderma harzianum CBS 226.95
Lineage: Eukaryota; Fungi; Ascomycota; Sordariomycetes; Hypocreales; Hypocreaceae
Exons: 1
Coding region: 21-188 (55 amino acids)
Source: RefSeq, a predicted model, not a curated record
UGAAGCCAGAAUCACCACCCAUGUCAGCCCGAUCCACCCCGGCUGUUUCAACCCCCGUGUUUCAUGAGCACGAAGCGCUGUCAGCCAAUCCAGCUCUUCUGGGGAGAUGCCCAGCUAGACACAGCCUUUUUCUGCUGCUUCUUUCUACCUAUCCUUUAACCAUUGCCUAUCGCUAUACCUUUCCCUAAUGACCAGCUGGAGAACUAGAGAUAUUUUGCCGCGCGGGCAACAUGAAACGCAGCCCCCCAUGAAUCAUUUUCUCUCUUCCCUACAAACAAAACGUGUCCAUGUAUGCAACGCUCUUCUUCCUUUCCUCGCCACCAGCACCAACGAAACCCCUGCAGCCGCGCCUAAAUCCAAAUGCUGCCCAGCUCCAUCCAGUUCUGUUCUUAGCCAAAUAUCCCGCGGGAUGAG